CUCAACAAUAAAAUCUGUAUUAAAUCCACCUCUUUCAUAAAUCCAACUUUCCCUUUUGACUAUACUUCAUCAUACAAUUCUCCAACCCCUUCUCUCUAUCUCUCUCCCUCUGGAAAUGGAAGACGCUGAAGAAUGCAUCACUGGGCUAUGUUUGGGACUUGGAAUGGGAGGGUAUGUCCCCAAAAAAGGUAAUCAGAAAGAGAACAGGCCCGUGGUAGACUUAGCGUUUGAGCUUUGUCCAAAAGGGGAAGCCAUUAACUUGAAUCAUGAUAAGGUAGAGAGCACUGAUUCUGAUAACAGCAACAACAACAACAACGGAUGCAGAAAAAAACUCAGGCUUUCCAAGGACCAAUCAUCCAUGCUUGAGAACAGCUUCAAACUGCAUAGCACUCUUAAUCCGGUCCAAAAACAAACACUGGCUGAUCAAUUGAAUUUAAAGACUAGACAAGUCGAAGUUUGGUUUCAGAACAGAAGAGCAAGGACCAAACUGAAGCAGACAGAAGUGGACCGUGAGUGGUUGAAAAAACAGUGUCAAAAUCUAAGCGAUGAGAACAAAAGAUUGAAGAAGGAAUUGCAGGAACUACGUGCACUUAAGGUUGGACCAUCGCCUCUGUGCAUUCAACUAUCCAAAACGGCAACUCUGACUAUGUGCUCUUCGUGCGAGAAACUAGUAAAACUGAACGAAGGAAAGAACAAUAUAGAGUUAAAGGGUACAAAUUGAUACAUUGGAAUAUCAUCAAGCACCUGUUGCAAUACGUAACUCAAAAAAACCUUUCUAAUUAUGAUUAGAAUGAAAAACAGUACAUAUCCUAUAUAUUAUAUAAUUCCUCGGUCCCCACAUCGAAGAGAGAGGAAACUGGGGCGGCUUAGAUAGAUACGUAGUUAGUAAUCAGGUGUUUCUUCUCUUGUAUAUUUAUUCAAUUUAUAAACUAAUUAAUCAAAAUUAUUUAUUUCUCAAUUUGUUUCUGCA
Molecule: messenger RNA, 970 nt
Organism: Vigna angularis (adzuki bean)
Lineage: Eukaryota; Viridiplantae; Streptophyta; Magnoliopsida; Fabales; Fabaceae
Product: homeobox-leucine zipper protein HAT3
Exons: 3
Coding region: 116-721 (201 amino acids)
Biological process (GO): regulation of DNA-templated transcription
Molecular function (GO): sequence-specific DNA binding; DNA-binding transcription factor activity, RNA polymerase II-specific
Source: RefSeq, a predicted model, not a curated record